AUGGCACACAGGAUCAGCACUGCAGGACAGAGAUGGUGGUCACAACUAGUCACCCUGGGGCUUGACACAGACAUGGCACACAGGAUCAGCACUGCAGGUCAGAGAUGGUGGUCACAACUAGUCACCCUGGGGCUUGACACAGACAUGGCACAGAGGAUCAGCACUGCAGGUCAGAGAUGGUGGUCACAACUAGUCACCCUGGGGUUUGACACAGACAUGGCACACAGGAUCAGCACUGCAGGUCAGAGAUGGUGGUCACAACUAGUCACCCUGGGGCUUGACACAGACAUGGCACACAGGAUCACCACUGCAGGUCAGAGAUGGUGGUCACAACUAGUCACCCUGGGGCUUGACACAGACAUGGCACACAGGAUCAGCACUUCAGGUCAGAGAUGGUGGUCAGAACUAGUCACCCUGGGGCUUGACACAGACAUGGCACACAGGAUCAGCACUGCAGGGAGGAAGUGGCGCGCUCUCACGCCCACGGACCGACGCCCGUACGUGGAGGAAGCGGAGCGGCUGCGGCUGAAGCACAUGGCUGAGCACCCCAACUAUAAGUACCGCCCGCGGCGCCGCAAGCCUCCGCAACCCAAGAAACCUGGAAGUCAGCAACAGCAGCAACAACAGCAACAGCAGCAACAGCAGCAACAGCAGCAACAGCAGCAACAUCAGCAACACCAGCAGCAGCAGCAACAGGAACCAGCCACUCCUGCUGGCCAGCCAGGGGCACCCCAGCAACAGCAGCAGCAGCAGGGGGUGGUGGUAGGGGUGGCUGUUACCAGGGGAGGGGUUCAGGGGGGAGCGGCGACCCCCACCACAGUUGCCGUGGGGAGUGCCGCCUCUUCCCUAAACACACCGGAUACCUCCCCAAGUAGUUCCCCAGACCCUGAUCCCCGGAGAAACCCCCAACACCCCCACCACAAUCACCCCCACCACCUCCACCCUCACCACAACCACCCCCACCAUAACCACCCCCACCACAAUCACCACCACCAUCAGCGUCCAGAAACCGGUAAAUGA
Molecule: messenger RNA, 1020 nt
Organism: Cherax quadricarinatus
Lineage: Eukaryota; Metazoa; Arthropoda; Malacostraca; Decapoda; Parastacidae
Source: RefSeq, a predicted model, not a curated record